Messenger RNA from Corticium candelabrum, 1189 nucleotides. RefSeq names its product protein CDV3 homolog. NCBI's taxonomy places the organism in Eukaryota, Metazoa, Porifera, Homoscleromorpha, Homosclerophorida, Plakinidae. The transcript is spliced from 4 exons. Gene Ontology annotation, cellular component: cytoplasm. The coding region runs from base 162 to 959 and encodes 265 amino acids. The record is from RefSeq and is a predicted model, not a curated record.
UCUCGACAACUCACAUACGGGGAGCUUUCUGAGGGAAUGUCUGUUGUUGGGUUGGAAAGUUUAGUCUGCAGCCUCUCUGUAGUCGUUCUGAUCGCUCCGGACGCGACAUCCGUACUUUCAUUAGCACGUAACACUAAGAGUCAUUGUAAAGUGCCCUUCUGAUGGCGGACGACCGUGAUUUGGACGAUUUCUUCGCCAGAAAGACGAAGAAGAAGACGAAGGCGAAGGGCAAGGCGUUCACCACCAGUACCAAGAUUGCACAGAACGUUGAACAAUUGCAGCAUGUUGCGCGAGAACGUGAGCACGCGCAUUUGCAGCCAGCUCCAGAGAAACCAGCUGUACAGAACCCGGAAGAUGAAGAGUGGAAUGACUUUCAGGAAGAGGUUGUGAAAGACCUGUCUGGUCUGAAGAUUAUUGAAUUGAAGAAAAGCUCAUCUCAGACUGAACAAGCUGAUCUUGUUGGCGAACAAGAGCCAGUGGAAGAUGACGUUCCUUUGGUGAAAUCUGAGUCAAACAAGGCAGCAGGGCCGUGGCAAGUUGUUGCCUCUACUUCGCCCAUUCCAUCUGCCGCUGAGGUCGUUAAGCCUACUACUUUGACGUCUCAAGACUUGCCUGCUGAACAAUCUGAUAAGAAAUAUAGACCUGGUGCAUUUGGAGCAAUGAAGAAUAAAGGACUUGCCCAGCAGAGUCAGACAUCAUGGCAGCAGAGUCAGCCAUCUUGGCAGCAAAGUCAGUCAUCGUGGAGAACGAGGAGGAAAGCACCGGAUGUAACCAGCGAAGAAGCAUUUCCUAGUUUACAUCAAUCGACUAAUAGAUCUCAAUCUGGUAACUAUCCGAGUGCUGACUCUAUGGAAGGCUUCCGAGACGUAAAGAAUGGAAUUCGUCCUCCCGACUGUUCGCGAGAAGAAGUUCCUCUUGCACAAGCAAACAAGUUUGAUGCUCUGAGUAAUUCUAACUAGAUCGACCAACAAUAGCAUUUUCACUUUCUUCAGGUUAGUUUAGUCUACAUCUUACGGUUGCUCGUUGUUCUAGACUGUCUAUACUCAGGAAUAGCAGACAGUAAUAGCAUUCUAUGAGUUUACACAUGUUGUUAUUCAGUCCACCAUAUGGGCAUAUGGGAAACUUUGUUGUUUGUUAUGCCACUAUCUGUUGAUUCUUAAGUUCUCUUUAUCACCUGCGUGAAAUUUUG